Molecule: messenger RNA, 2197 nt
Organism: Oncorhynchus kisutch (coho salmon)
Lineage: Eukaryota; Metazoa; Chordata; Actinopteri; Salmoniformes; Salmonidae
Exons: 9
Coding region: 75-1127 (350 amino acids)
Biological process (GO): homophilic cell-cell adhesion; axon guidance; dendrite self-avoidance
Cellular component (GO): axon; plasma membrane
Molecular function (GO): cell-cell adhesion mediator activity
Source: RefSeq, a predicted model, not a curated record
CAGAGGAAAAGGGAAGGAGGGGUUACUAUCACGUAUACAGAUGAACUCUGCAGUGUUAAGAGUUUUGGUGAAAGAUGUGGAGCUAUUUCAAGACUUUGUUGUUUUUUCUAAUGAUUCCACUCACCUCUAGUGCAACAGCUACAGGUACAGUGAGAAGAAUCUCAGUGCCUGAGGAGCAUCGCCUGUACCUGGCCUGCAGUGGCACUGUUGACUUACAGUGGCGACACCAGGUCAACAGGAUUAUAGUCACCAAACAAGGCCAGUCGAUUACUUACACGAACCAACAGAAAUAUGACCUCCAGCCUGAUGGAUCUCUGGUUAUUAAAGAGCUGGAGCCAUCCGACUCUGGGGACUACCACUGCAACGACCAGCUAGUGGCAGACGUGGAGGUACUGAAAGGCAAAAACUUUGCGGUUUCUGCUGGACGAGCCCUAUUGCUUCCCUGUAUAGUAUCUAGCAAAGGCAAGCGGAGGUGGUUCUUCAGGAAAGAUAGUCAUGCGAAACGAGAACCCAUCUUGACUCUGUUCAAGAAUGGGACCAUGAAAAAGGAGCGAAAGGACCCCCAGAAAAGGUUUUCCUGUGAUGAAGAUGGUUCCCUGCAGAUCCUCAAUCUGCAGCCAGGGGACUCUGGAGAGUACCUGUGUAAUGGAGAAAAGGCAGCCAAAGUAACGGUGUUGACAGAUCAUUUCAACAUCCAGAGUACCACUGCUCUUAUGCAAACAGAUGUUGUUGGGAGAGAGAACAGGGAGACACGCCCUAUAAAAGUUGUGACGAUAAUAGCUGUCAUUGGACUAUGCCUCAUGGUGCUUCUGGCUGGUCUGCUGUGCAAUUUGCUGAAAGGAAGACUGAGAGAAAGAAGAAAGAAAUGCAGUACAGUGACAGGACACAAGCAGGAAGGAACUGAACUCCAGACUAGGUGCUUGUCAAAUCUAGGGUCUGAUAUCACACAAAGUGAUGGGGAAGAAAGCCCUUCUCAUGUGGAAGACACUGAGGUUCAGUAUGCAUCUCUGGGUCGGCAGAACUGGAGGGAAAGAUUGAAGGUACAGGGAGACCAGCAUCACGUCAUCUAUUCCACUGUGGUCACUGCUAGACCAGCAUUCCAGGGUUUGGAGAGAAUAACACAUUGAUUUGACUGAUUGACUCCUUUACAAAACAGUUCGUUUUUUACCUCUUUGUAUUACAGUACGAGUACAUUUUGCAAAGGUUGCUCUUUAAUCCUAUAAUAAAUGUAUUUGAGUCUUUCAAGAUACACAAGAUACUAUUCUUUUAUCCAACUAAUUCUAUAUUCUGUUGGCCUAAAACAAUUAUAUUGAGAUUCUUUGGACAAAAAAAAACUAUUAUUACAUUAGCUUUUUCAACAUUUACAGAAACACUCAUACAUGCACAAAUCACAAUACAAUCUUAGUUCCAUUAAGAACGGAUAUUUAAAGAACAAUGUCAGCAGAUGCACCAUACGCCUGAAUGAACAAAUUUGGCCACUGUUGCAUAGAUAACAUCUCCCUUGGCCAAUCCUGGCACUCCCUAAGCAAUGGGGCGGGCCUUACCAGUGUGCUUCAUACUAGCAUCGUGCAGACUCACUUCCUUAUGAAAUAUAUAUAUGUCAGUGUUAGUGAUUAAAUACUGACUUCAUGCCAUCCAAACCUCUCAGGCAUAGAUUUACAGUUAGACAAGUUUUAGUCCUAACGAUUAUGACUAACAGAAGUACUUUUACCUUGAGAUUUGAAUUCCUGUUCACACAGGUGCUACACAAAUAUGUUGUUUUACCUGAAAGAGGAAACAAUUCAUAGAGGCAAUCUGCAGUUCAAACAAUAACAAAUGGGUUAUCCCGCCAUUGUUUUAGUAAAUAGCUGACCAAUGGGGCUGAAGAAAUAGAACCACUCUCAAAUUCAUAGACAGCGCUAUUGAUGCAAGGACUGACCAUCGAUGAGAUCAAAAUAGCUUUAUUCAUGUUCUAACGACCCUGGGUUUAUCAGUGCGGAUGUCGACUACAAUGUUUUGAGAAUAUAAAAACAAGAUUAUGAUUGGGGUUAUAAUUGGGGUUUUGAUCGGGUAAGACAGUUCAACUAAGCUCAUGAAGUAUUUAUAAAUUAUAUUGUUCAAGAAUCCAUGGGUAUAUGUAAUACUUGAAGUCAAAAACAUUUAUGUAACAACAACUUUUAUUUUGUAAUGUCCCUUUAAGUAAACUAUUUACACGUCU